Molecule: messenger RNA, 1575 nt
Organism: Parnassius apollo (apollo)
Lineage: Eukaryota; Metazoa; Arthropoda; Insecta; Lepidoptera; Papilionidae
Source: the annotation of a GenBank genome assembly
AUGCCACAUCGAGAUAAUGCGAACAUUAUACGCGAAAAUGGUCUACCACGAAGGCUGCGAACGGCGUACACCAACACGCAACUAUUAGAAUUAGAAAAGGAAUUCCAUUUCAAUAAAUAUCUUUGUCGACCGAGGCGUAUCGAGAUAGCUGCCUCACUAGAUCUUACUGAGAGACAGGUGAAAGUCUGGUUUCAAAACAGACGUAUGAAGCAUAAACGACAAACCCUAAGUAAAAGUGAAGACGGAGAUGACAAGGAUUCGACAACAUCAGAAGGCGGGAAGAGUUCGAAAGCGCGAGAUAAAUUCCUUGACGACGACGGACCGCUUUCCGGCAAAAAGAGCUGUCAGGGAUGUGAGUUACCGCCUGGUGCUUUGUGUUCGCCGGCUGAAGAUUUACCAGAACUCACUUCACGCACGAGGAACAAUAACACGCCGAGCGCAACAAACAACAAUAGUUUUGCUAGUGACGGCGCUUCAAGUGUGGCUUCCUCGUCCUCCCUCGAUAAGUUAGCCGAGGACGACUCAAGAGAUGCGCAUCCUGUUGCAACAAUCGCUACUGCACCGCGAAUUCUGUCAAAAAAGAUUAAACAAGAGUCAAGAAAGCGUUCACCUUCAUUAGAUGCAACGGGCUGCAAAGUUUCACCGUCUUCUUCAAAAGAUGGUCUUAUAGCAGUUGCAGGGGUAGCCGACACGGGAAAAUUUUCUUCUGUCAGUUUAACACCGUCUUCUACACCCGGUACACCCUCAAGCAUGCACCAAAGUCCACUUGGACAUUAUCCACGCCCGUCACCGCCGAACGUACCUUCAGGAGCUCCUCAUCCACAAACAGUACCUAAUGCGAUGCCGCCAUACGUCAUCCGAGGCAAUGUACCACCCGGUCAGUUUGGACCUCACGCAGACUUUCGAAUGGAUACAAAACAAUUCGUUGGGAAAUUAGCUCAAUACCCACAGGGCAACAGAACUUACGAUGGAUAUGGUCCUGCUUUGCAGGGUGUCGAACAACAUAGUUACGCCCGCAAUCAACAGCACACUAGGCCUCAAGAAGGUUCACCUUCAACUAGAUCAACCAAUGGUGUCGGUAGACAAGCAUAUCCCCAUGAAAUGUAUCAAAACUACAGUUAUACCGCUUACGGAAAGGAGCAAAUAGCCUACGGUCAUCCGGGGUACGACCAACCACAGGGUUAUCCAGGGGAGCAUAUGGCAUAUUCUAACAGCCACUACGGCUAUCAUUAUCAUGAGAGUGCACAACACGAACAUGCUCAUGCGUAUUAUGGAGGAGAAGGUCAAAAGAAUACACCUGGAAACGAAUAUAGUCGAUGGAGCGACACGAGUAAUUAUAACCAGCAGGCCGCGGUUACUCCAGCCGGAUACGGUCCUGGAAGCGUUCAACCACCAGCUCCGAACGAGGCCUAUGGAAGCAGUGGAGAAUGCGCCGAUGGUUAUGGAUCUUUCCAACAAUUUUACGAAGCAACGCACGGGACACCGGCAACCGGGGAAAAUUCCAACUCUUCCUCAGACUUCCACUUCUUGAGCAACCUCGCUAACGACUUCGCACCUGAAUACUACACUAUUUGA